Messenger RNA from Otolemur garnettii (small-eared galago), 866 nucleotides. It is a transcript of the gene NCALD, whose product is annotated as neurocalcin delta. Lineage: Eukaryota; Metazoa; Chordata; Mammalia; Primates; Galagidae. The coding region runs from base 133 to 714 and encodes 193 amino acids. The transcript has 5 exons. Gene Ontology annotation, biological process: calcium-mediated signaling. The record is from RefSeq and is a predicted model, not a curated record. Gene Ontology annotation, molecular function: actin binding; calcium ion binding; tubulin binding. Gene Ontology annotation, cellular component: cytosol.
UCUUGGAACCAUCCACUAGUGACAGAUACAAAGGCUGUUGACCUACUGGUGAUAAAAUCUGUCGUGCUACUGAAGAAGGCACUGAAGUCCCAGGCGCGGAGUGACUGCAUACUCUGAACUCUCGCUGCCAGGAUGGGCAAACAGAACAGCAAGCUGCGCCCGGAGGUCAUGCAGGACUUGCUGGAGAGCACGGACUUCACAGAGCAUGAAAUCCAGGAGUGGUAUAAAGGCUUCUUGAGAGACUGCCCCAGCGGACAUUUGUCAAUGGAGGAGUUUAAGAAAAUAUACGGGAACUUUUUCCCUUAUGGGGAUGCUUCCAAAUUUGCAGAGCAUGUCUUCCGCACCUUCGAUGCCAAUGGAGAUGGGACAAUAGACUUCAGAGAAUUUAUCAUCGCCCUGAGUGUGACCUCGAGGGGGAAGCUGGAGCAGAAGCUGAAAUGGGCCUUCAGCAUGUACGACCUGGAUGGAAAUGGCUACAUCAGCAAGGCCGAGAUGCUGGAGAUCGUGCAGGCAAUUUAUAAAAUGGUUUCCUCUGUAAUGAAAAUGCCUGAAGAUGAGUCCACCCCAGAGAAAAGGACAGAAAAGAUCUUCCGUCAGAUGGACACCAACAGAGACGGAAAACUCUCCCUGGAAGAGUUCAUCCGAGGGGCCAAAAGCGACCCGUCCAUAGUGCGCCUCCUGCAGUGUGACCCCAGCAGCGCCGGCCAGUUCUGAGCCCGCGCCCACCACUCCACGUGUAGAGCUGCUUGUGUCCCCCUUUGAUUCUUCUUUUUAACCGAUUUUUUUUUUUUUUUGCCAAACGAUAUUGAUGGUGAUGCUGCCCCCUGUGCGGUCAGACGCGCUUCCCUCCGUGACGCCUUCAGCUU